GAGUAAAUGUGGUACGGCCAAACGGCCCAUGGCUUCCCAAUUCAGAAUAAUGAAUUAUUCACUUAUUUAUUGAUUUAUUACGGUCUGUGAUUUGAAGCUCUCUUGAAGACGAAGUGAUAACAUCAAAAAAUACUUACCCUCCUCCCGUAACAUAGAGUCCACUUCUUGAUCGCCUUAUUUUUCUAUUGCCAAAUAAAUAACAUUUUAAUAAGAUGGACUCGAAUAUUGAAUUUCCGGACGGUGGUGUAAUAUUUGGUCAUCGACCCUGUCAAACCAGAGAUGCAAAAUGGUUGUUGCUAGAAAACGUCUUUGAAAAAUGUUGUCGGCCGAAUAUGUAUGACAUCGGAGGCACUUACAUCGAGGAUCUACCGCACUUUUGGUUCUACUACAAAGUCGAAAUCGUUGGAAAAGUGUACCUCUUACAUAUAUUUGUUACCAACCGCCGUGAAGGUACUUUCCACGUAUCAUUAAGCAACAGCAGUGUUAUCGCAUUCAAGAAAAAACAGAAGCUGGCAUACUUAACUGCCAUGCCAAAAACCUACAAGUUUGAGAAGGCCCCUGCUAUGUCUCAGAACUAUCUAAAAACAUACAGUUUUUCAGAAAUUGAUUUGGAAACCUUGAAAGACUUAAAAUUAUAUAUACCUGUUUCAUUUGAUGUUCCAAGUAAAGAGAAAGCUGAUCAGCAUGAUUUCAGAGCUCUGUUGGAUGACCCAUAUGGUUCUGAUUUCGUAAUAGAAUCUCAGGAAGGUGACAAGUUCAAUGUUCAUAAAGUAUUUCUUCAGGCACGCAGCGAUGUGUUCACAGCUAUGCUUAAGGAAAAUACAGCAGAGAGCCAACAAAGUUAUUUGAAGUUAAUAGAUAUUGAUAAACAUGAUUUGUUUUGUAUGUUGGAGUAUAUAUACACUGGCACAUUACAAGAUAUAUCUUCCCAUAACUUCUUUAAUCUUCUCAUGCUGAGCGAUCGGUACAACCUGCAAGGUCUGAGAGAGAUAUCUGAGUAUUCACUCAGUAAUCAAAUAUGUGCAGCGAAUGUAAUUGAAACUUUUGUUGCUGCCGAUCUAUACAAUGCAGAAACUUUGAAAAUAGCAGCACUUAAAUUUAUGAAAUGUAAUAAAAAUGCCAUUCAUAACCGUAUGUUUGAUAAGCUUGAUAAUGUUCAGUUGAUAAGAGAAAUUUGUCAGUUUCUACUUCCUCAGUAAAACUCGUUUUUAUCCAUCCAAUCCUACAAUGUGUAUUUUCACACACAUUUACUUGGGUCAAUGGAUCUGAGAGGUUGUUUACGGAAGAUUUAAAUCAUGUCUUCAAUUCACAAUGGUAAAGGCAUUAUAUCAAGCUUUGUUAGUUAUAGUCCACAACAACUGAACAAAAAUGUGAAACUGCUUAACAUAAUUAUUAUUGUAGUCUACAUGUGAUUUGUGUGGUGUUUUUUAUAAAACCAUAUAAUACAGAAAAUAUUUCCUCACUGAAAAUGGUGCCAUAAUGUUGCCAUAGCAAAAAUAAAAAGUGGUGAUUCCAUCACAGCCUGGUGUAAUGAAGCAGUUCAUUCCAUCGUCAUCAUCAUUACCACCACAAUCUAUAGAUUUCCAUUGCUGGACAUAUGUUUUUUGUUGGGAGUUCCAAAAUCUAUGUUCAUGUGCUUCUUGGGUCCAGCAUCUUCCAAGUCCCAACAACUUGUUUCAUGUUGUCUUCUUAAAGUUCACAAACUUAUAAUAUGAGCCCUGAAACAUUUCACUUCUAUUUUCGAGAGUGAUGUUGUGUGUUGUGUGUAUGUAACAGACCAGGAUUCAAGUGUAGUGGAAUGUAAAAUAUGAGACUUUAAUUAAUAAUUAUUUCAUCACAAGUGUUUUAGUUCAAUAUUCAUUUAUUUAGACACAUGACUAUUAAGAAUUACAUUUAUCUAUGUAGCUCUUAUCGAAAUCCAAUGAAAAUUGCAUUUUUAAAAUGUUGUAUUUUUAUAAAUUCUUUGAUUUUUAUUUAUUUUUGAUAAAGUUAUUUAUAUGUACAUGUUGUCUUUUAGCAAAAAGGUAUUAAUCAGCACAAAAAAAUGUAAAUAACUCAAGGUAACAAUUUUUAUGACUGUAAAUCCAAUCACUUUUUAGGAAGAUAUAUUAUUUGUAUAAGCUAUAAAAAUUUCCCAAGUGUCAAUAUAUCAAUAGUGAUUU
Pararge aegeria (speckled wood butterfly) is the source of this 2162-nucleotide messenger RNA. Its product is annotated as BTB and MATH domain-containing protein 43-like. Gene Ontology annotation, cellular component: nucleus; cytoplasm. The transcript is spliced from 2 exons. The record is from RefSeq and is a predicted model, not a curated record. The coding region runs from base 213 to 1199 and encodes 328 amino acids. Lineage: Eukaryota; Metazoa; Arthropoda; Insecta; Lepidoptera; Nymphalidae. Gene Ontology annotation, biological process: proteasome-mediated ubiquitin-dependent protein catabolic process; regulation of proteolysis. Gene Ontology annotation, molecular function: ubiquitin protein ligase binding.